This is a messenger RNA of Macrosteles quadrilineatus (aster leafhopper), 1118 nucleotides long. Its product is annotated as cyclin-T2-like. Gene Ontology annotation, molecular function: cyclin-dependent protein serine/threonine kinase activator activity. NCBI's taxonomy places the organism in Eukaryota, Metazoa, Arthropoda, Insecta, Hemiptera, Cicadellidae. The record is from RefSeq and is a predicted model, not a curated record. Gene Ontology annotation, biological process: regulation of transcription by RNA polymerase II; positive regulation of DNA-templated transcription, elongation. Gene Ontology annotation, cellular component: cyclin/CDK positive transcription elongation factor complex; nucleus.
UAUUCUUCUUUGAAAUGAAAGGAUCUGAAAUUUAUUUGUGUGUAUUUGUUUGCUAGGAAAUGCAUUAUUUACGUUAAAAGAUUGUUUUUUAAAAUUAAAUUCUCGUGUGAUGCAGUUAGCGUCUUAAAAUACAGAAAUGGAACCGGAUGAAAAAUGGUAUUUCACCAAAGAGCAACUGGCCAAUACUCCUAGUCGAAAGUGUGGCUAUGAUGCAGAUAGGGAACUCUCAUGUAGGCAACAAGCUGCCAAUUUCAUUCAAGACAUGGGUCAACGAUUGCAAGUUACCCAGCUAUGUAUCAACACCGCAAUUGUUUACAUGCAUCGGUUUUACGUAUUCCACUCCUUCACGCAGUUCCACUGCAAUGCUAUUGCAGCAGCGGCUCUGUUCUUGGCAGCUAAGGUGGAGGAACAGCCUCGUAAACUGGAACAUGUUAUCAAGGUUGCUCAAAUGUGUUUGCACCGGGAACUCCCUACCCUGGAUACUAAGUCAGAGCAUUAUAUGGAACAAGCUCAAGAUCUAGUGAUGAAUGAUAAUGUACUUCUUCAAACUCUGGGGUUCGAUGUGGCUAUCGACCAUCCUCACACCCACGUGGUACGCUGUUGCCAUCUGGUUAAAGCUAGUAAAGAUCUUGCUCAAACGUCGUACUUCAUGGCUUCUAAUAGCUUACAUUUGACAACAAUGUGCCUCCAGUACAAACCAACGGUUGUUGCUUGUUUCUGUAUUCAUCUUGCCUGCAAAUGGUCCAACUGGGAGAUCCCAUUGAGUAAUGAGAGCAAAAGUUGGUUUUGGUAUGUACACAUCGUGUAUUUGGAUCGUAGUGUCACUCAAGAACUCCUAGAGCAAUUGACGGACGAAUUUCUUCGUAUAUUUGACAAGUGUCCUUCUCGGCUGAAACGGAAAAUCUCUGCCAACCAGAAUAUGACUGGAUACCAUAUGGGCGUGAAUGAACUGAACCAAAAGAGACCGGUGCCGCUGCCAGGAAGUGCCGGGGACAGUCAGCAUGGUGUCAGCUUCCAGCAGCCAAACAGAGGACCACGCACAAAUGAAGAACAGAGGAAGAAGAGUGAGUCCAAUGUGAUGUUACAAGCAAUGGGAAGCCACAAUCCCUGACCUCCUC